This is a messenger RNA of Vollenhovia emeryi, 777 nucleotides long. RefSeq lists its product as uncharacterized. NCBI's taxonomy places the organism in Eukaryota, Metazoa, Arthropoda, Insecta, Hymenoptera, Formicidae. The coding region runs from base 1 to 777 and encodes 258 amino acids. The transcript has a single exon. The record is from RefSeq and is a predicted model, not a curated record.
AUGAACGCGAUAGAAAAGAGAUGGACACACAUCUCGACAAAUACUAAAUUCAAUCUACAGCAGUUCCUAUACGCUAUAGACAUUAUAUUGAGCUCUACUAGCUUUGUUUUCAAUAAACAGUUCUACGAUCAAAUCUAUGGCAGUCCUAUGGGUUCCCCCUUGUCCCCCAUUCUCGCGGAUAUAGUCAUGGAGGGCUUAGAAACACAUUGCCUGAGUAUUUUAAACUAUGACGUUCCAGUCUUCGUUAGAUAUGUGGACGACAUAUUCACAAUUGUCCCGCGAGACAAAGUAAAUGAUAUCCUCAAUGUUUUUAAUAGCUACCAUCAACGACUGCAAUUUACUUAUGAGACCGAAAUUAACUCCUCUAUCAAUUUUUUGGACACGUCAGUUAUUAGAGCGAGUGAACAUCUCAUAACCGACUGGUUUAGGAAACCUACGUUUUCGGGACGUUAUAUUAAUUAUUUUUCCAGCCACCCCUUGAAACAUAAAAUCAGCGUUAUAACUAGUUUGGUAGAUCGUGCAAUUUUAUUAGCUGACGAACGCUUUCAUGAUCAAAACAUCAAAAUCAUCCAAGAUAUCCUCUCUGACAAUAGCUAUCCCUCUAAAUUAUGUAACAAAUAUAUCAAACACAGAAUAAGACAAAUCAAGUACGGGGCUACUAGAAAUAAUGACGUUCAAAUAACCAGAAAUCCUAUAGCGAUACCUUACAUUAAAGAAUUUAGCGAAAAUAUCUACAAAAUUUCAAAAGAACGUGGUUUUGAUGUAGUUGUUGAAUAA